This is a messenger RNA of Panthera uncia (snow leopard), 3392 nucleotides long. It is a transcript of the gene SOX4, whose product is annotated as SRY-box transcription factor 4. Lineage: Eukaryota; Metazoa; Chordata; Mammalia; Carnivora; Felidae. The record is from RefSeq and is a predicted model, not a curated record. The transcript has a single exon. Gene Ontology annotation, molecular function: RNA polymerase II cis-regulatory region sequence-specific DNA binding; DNA-binding transcription activator activity, RNA polymerase II-specific. The coding region runs from base 1328 to 2770 and encodes 480 amino acids. Gene Ontology annotation, biological process: anatomical structure morphogenesis; positive regulation of transcription by RNA polymerase II; cell differentiation.
CGAGGAACAGAUUUUGCACUAGAGGCUGAUUCUUUAUUCCAGUACUGAAAAGAACUAAUAAAAAUAAUCACUUGGCUUUUAAGCAGAAAGCUUCCAUUUACAGUAUUUCACCCUUACUCCCCCCCCCACACACACACUUCCAAGCCCCUUGUUAUCUAACAUAAUGGUUAGAAUACAUUUCCGUCUCUCCCCUUAAUAAUUUCAUGCAUUAACAUCCUCUUUACACACCACACACACACACACACACACACACGCACACACACACACACAGAGCAAAAGGAAAAAAAGGCAGCAGAAAUCUCAGCUGUACUUCUAGCCCUUUUAAAAAGUUUGCUCUGUAAAUUGGAAUGAGGUCAGAUUUGGAGCUUCUCAUUGCACGCGGAGAUUAUUAUUGCAUCGGGUUCCAAGCCAAUGGGAAGCCCGGGGGAGGGGCUUGGCACGAGGAAGCGUUGGUUACAGCGGCUGAUUGGCCGUGGCCAAGACUGUGAAAGGAUAAAGAGGCGCGAGGCGGAAUUGGGGUCUGCUCUAAGCUGCAGCAAGAGAAACUGUGUGAGGGGAAGAGGCCUGUUUCGCUCCCGGGUCUCUAGUUCUUGCACGCUCUUUAAGAGUCUGCAUUAGAGGAACUCUGCCAUUACCAGCUCCCUUCUUGCAGAAGGGAGGGGGAAACAUACAUUUAUUCAUGCCAGUCUGUUGCACGAAGGCUUUUUGGCUUCCUACCUUGCAACAAAAUAAUUGCACAAACUCCUUAGUGCCGAUUCCGCCCACAGAGAGUCCUGGAGCCAGAGUCUUUUUUGCUUUGCAUUGUAGGAAAGGGACUAAGUGAUAGAGACUAUGUCGCUUUCCUGAGCUCCUGAGAGAGCGCUCGUGAACUGGAACCAACUGCUUCAGGGGAAGAAAAAAAAAAAAAAAAAAAAAGACUUGCCUGGGAGGCGGCGAGAAACUUGCACUGGAAGCUUCAGCAACCAGCAUUCAAGAAACUCCUCUCCACUUUAGCACGGUCUCCAGACUCAGAGCCGAGAGACAGAGCAAACUGCGGCGCGGUGAGAGAGAGAGAAAGCGAGAGCCAGAGGAGAGGGAGGGAGAGACUCUCCAGCCUGGGAACUAUAACUCCUCUGCAAGAGGCAGACUACUCCUUCCCCGCAUCUUUGGGAGACUUUUCUCUCUUCGCCCAACGCCGCCCCGGCGAGGAGUGGAGGGGCCCGCACGGCCGCCGCGCGCUUUCUCCCGCUCGGCGUGUGCUUGGCCCGGGGAGCCGGGAGGGCCCGGCGAUCGCGCCGCGGCCGCCGCGAGGGUGUGAGCGCGCGUGGGCGCCCGCCGAGCCGGGGCCAUGGUGCAGCAAACCAACAACGCCGAGAACACGGAAGCGCUGCUGGCGGGCGAGAGCUCGGACUCGGGCGCCGGCCUCGAGCUGGGCAUCGCCUCCUCCCCCACGCCCGGCUCCACCGCCUCCACGGGCGGCAAGGCCGACGACCCGAGCUGGUGCAAGACGCCGAGCGGGCACAUCAAGCGACCCAUGAACGCCUUCAUGGUGUGGUCGCAGAUCGAGCGGCGCAAGAUCAUGGAGCAGUCGCCCGACAUGCACAACGCCGAGAUCUCCAAGCGGCUGGGCAAACGCUGGAAGCUGCUCAAAGACAGCGACAAGAUCCCUUUCAUUCGGGAGGCGGAGCGGCUGCGCCUCAAGCACAUGGCUGACUACCCCGACUACAAGUACCGGCCCAGGAAGAAGGUGAAGUCCGGCAACGCCAACUCGAGCGCCUCGGCCGCCGCCUCCUCCAAGCCGGGGGAGAAGGGAGACAAGGUCGGUGGCGGGGGCGGCCACGGGGGCGGCGGCGGCGGCGGCGGGAGCGGCAACGCGGGGGGAGGAGGCGGCGGCGCGAGCGGCGGCGGCGCCAACUCCAAACCCGCGCAGAAAAAGAGCUGCGGCUCCAAAGUGGCGGGCGGCGCGGGCGGCGGGGUCAGCAAGCCGCACGCCAAGCUCAUCCUGGCGGGCGGCGGCGGCGGCGGCGGCGGCGGGAAGGCGGCGGCCGCGGGCGCCUCCUCCUCCUUCGCGGCCGAGCAGGCGGGGGCCGCUGCCCUGCUGCCCCUGGGCGCCGCCGCGGCCGCCGCCGACCACCACUCGCUGUACAAGGCGCGGACUCCCAGCGCGGCCGCCUCGGCCUCCGCGGCCGCCUCCGCCGCGCCGGGCCUGGCGGCCCCGGGCAAGCACCUGGCCGACAAGAAGGUGAAGCGCGUCUACCUGUUCGGAGGCCUGGGCGCGUCCUCGUCGCCCGCGGGCGGCGUGGGCGCGGGCGCCGACCCCAGCGACCCCCUGGGCCUGUACGAGGAGGGGGGCGCGGGCUGCUCGCCCGACGGGCCGAGCCUGAGCGGCCGCAGCAGCGCCGCGUCGUCGCCGGCCGCCGGCCGCUCGCCCGCCGACCACCGCAGCUACGCCAGCCUGCGCGCCGCCUCGCCCGCCCCGUCCAGCGCGCCGUCGCACGCGUCCUCGUCGGCCUCGUCCCACUCGUCGUCGUCCUCGUCGUCGGGCUCCUCGUCCUCCGACGACGAGUUCGAAGACGACCUGCUCGACCUGAACCCCAGCUCAAACUUUGAGAGCAUGUCCCUGGGCAGCUUCAGCUCGUCGUCGGCGCUGGACCGGGACCUGGAUUUUAACUUCGAGCCCGGCUCCGGCUCGCACUUCGAGUUCCCGGACUACUGCACGCCCGAGGUGAGCGAGAUGAUCUCGGGAGACUGGCUGGAGUCCAGCAUCUCCAACCUGGUCUUCACCUACUGAGAGGGGGGCGCGCGCGCGCGCGCGGGCCGGGAGCAGAGGGCCGGGUUGGGGGGGGGGGGGGGAGAGGAAAACAAAGAGAGAGAGAGAGAGAGCGAGAGAAGUGGACAGAGGAAGAGUUGGAAGAGAAAAGGGAAAAUUGAAGAAAAAAAAAAAAAAGGAAAAGAUUAAAAAAAAAAAAAGCGAGCAGGGCCGGCUUGGGCCGCGUCGCGGUCGCGGGAGAAAGCGCGGCGGCGUUUUGGGGACCCGCGCUCCCAUCCCCCAGCUGCCGGGCCGCGGGGACGCGGAGGAGGCGGCGGGGAGACGGGGUGGGGGGGGCGACCUUUUAUUGUUCUUGAUGUUGUUGUUGAUGGCAAAAAGCUACUUGGAGUUUCCUCCCCUUUGCCCGAAGAGACACCCCCACACCCCCCCCCCCCACUUCCAACGAGCUUCCGGACUUGUCUGCUGCUCCCCCAGCAAGAAGCCGACUUGAUAGUUUUUUCUAGAGACUGAAGGAAUCUCGUCCCUUUCUCAUCGCCCCCUUGCUGUUUUUGCUUUAUUUUAUCUCAUUUCUUGAUCGAGAGAGGAGGGGGAAAAAACAACAACAAAAAAAAGAAAAAGAAAAAAGAAAGCAAAGAAAAGAAAG